This is a messenger RNA of Melanotaenia boesemani (Boeseman's rainbowfish), 3211 nucleotides long. RefSeq names its product Rho guanine nucleotide exchange factor (GEF) 38 (gene arhgef38). The coding region runs from base 100 to 2502 and encodes 800 amino acids. The record is from RefSeq and is a predicted model, not a curated record. Lineage: Eukaryota; Metazoa; Chordata; Actinopteri; Atheriniformes; Melanotaeniidae. Gene Ontology annotation, cellular component: cytoplasm. Gene Ontology annotation, biological process: intracellular signal transduction. Gene Ontology annotation, molecular function: guanyl-nucleotide exchange factor activity; protein binding. The transcript is spliced from 14 exons.
GGAAGCCAGGACACAGUGAACAGUACACCUGUUGGAUUUCCCAGGCCCUCCUUUUCUCCUUCACUGGUCUGAGAGCACAGGGGAGCUGACAGCUUCAGCAUGGAUCUCAGGGAGGCCAGCGGGAGUGAGAAGGAGAAGGUGAUUAAAAGGAGGAACCGUCCUGUGUUCCUGCGUUACCUGGACAGGAGAAAGACGGACACAAUUGUAGCUGAUGAUAUGGCCAAAGGUGAUAUCAACCUGGGGACACUGGUGAGGAGGAGUCAGUCUGACAAGACGGAGUACAGCGCUAAACUUAAAGAAAAACUGAUGCCACAUGAUUUGCCCGCACUGCCCUCUCCUGUACUGGAACCAGAGGAGGUCCGUUUGAGGAAGAUGAACCGCAGGGCAAAAGUCAUAAAGGAGCUGGUGCAGACUGAGAAGGAUUAUCUCACUGACUUGGAACUGUGCAUCAGAGAAGUGGUUCAGCCUCUGCGAAAUUUUCAGGUUGUAGAUGUGGAUCGACUGUUUACUAACACGGAGACAGUUUGUGAGGUGUCAGCAGCGCUCCUUCACAGACUGCACGAGGCCCUGGCUGACCCUGAUCCAGAGGCAGUUGUUAUAGGGGAAGUAUUCAUCCAGGCAAAGGCAGCUUUAGAAGAUGUAUAUAAAAUUUACUGUUAUCACCAUGAUGAUGCUAACAUGUCACUCAAAUCCUACGAGAAAGAGGAACAAAUAAAGCAACAUUUUACUGCUUGUAUAUCAGAGCUGAAGAAAAUCUAUGAUGAAGAAGGAAAACCUAAUUUGUUGGAUAUGGGCUCAUUGCUCAUUAAACCCGUCCAGAGGAUCAUGAAGUAUCCAUUGCUGCUUGGAGAGCUGUGGCAGGCCACACCUGAAGAUCACCCCGACUACAGGCCACUGCAGGAGGCAUUCACUGCCACUAAGAUCAUAAAUGUCAACAUCAAUGAGUUCAGGAGGCGCAAAGAUAUAGUUAUGAAGUACAAGAGGUUGGAAGAUGAAGGCACGCUGAGGGGCAAACUACACAAGUUCAACAUCCACUCUAUUCGGAAGAAAGGAGACAGAUUUGCUGGUUAUCUCAAGAUCCUUACUGGAGUUGAACCACAGGUGAGAGAUGAAGUUUUUGAUAGAGAGGAGAAGCUUUUCAGGAGUCUGGAGAAAGCUGUGAGGCAGCUGGUCAAGAAUAUUAACUGUUACAUACAGCACACUCAGGAGAUGGUGUCUGUAGCUGUUCAGAAUGUGAAGGACAUGGAAAACAUUAUCAAGGAUCCACUGAAGAUUGACAUAAAUGGUUCAUCUCACAGUAAUGGCAACGAUCCUUACAAGCACUUUAAAGACAGAAUAGAGCGAUUGGUCUUGGCCCCCCUUUACUCCCUGCAGGGCAUGUUCACAGCUCCACAGAAGCUAAUCCAGAAGCGUUACGACAAGCUGCUGGAUUACUGCUGCAGACUGGAGCGCUCAUCCUCUUUUGCAUCCUCAUCAUCCCCCGCUUCUGCCUCCCCUUCACUGGUGUCUGAAGAACCACCUGGUCCUGCCAAAAGAGACUACGAAGCUCUCAAUGCUUUGCUAGUGGAGGAGUUGCAGAGGUUCAACAUGACAGCUUAUACUAUCCUAACCAACAGUGUGGUGUGUCUGGUGGCCUUACUCAGAGGGCUGAUGGGAAAUUGUUUGGUUGGUGCGCCCUCCGUCCAACAGCUACCAGUUCCAUUGUCCAAUAUUGCUGAAGUGCAGAACAGCAUCAUGGAUCAGUUGAACAAUCUUACAUUUGUCAAGGAUAAUGCACAGAAAUUAAUGGAGCGAAAAGUCAGCUUUGAGAGACAACGUGACAAGAAGAUAGCGGUGCCAGAGGUGCAGCAUCAGACCGAGGAACAGCGCGCCUGGUUGCUGGCAGAGUACCCACCAAGUCGACUGUACCAACUGAAGAGAAAGUGUAACGGCUGCCAAGAGCAGGAUCUUAGCCUGUUGGAGGGGGAGCUGGUGGCCCUGCUGGAGGACACAGACCCAUUAGGCAGUAGCAGUCGCUGGUUGGUGUACACUGGAGGUAUACAAGGCUACGUCUACUCCACAUUCCUGAAGCAGUACAACCCUCUGAGGGACUCGCAGCGGGCAGGCCAGAUGGCUAAAGAGCAGCAACAGCAGCAGCAACCUGCCAUGGUGGAUGAGGACUUUGAUGACCUCAGUCUGUUCAUCUCAGGAAGUGGCAGCAGCAGCCUGCGUAGCUUCAACCUCAACACCACAGACAGCAGCUCAACCCUCUCUGGUUUGCAGGGAGAUUUGGAGAGUGCUGAAGGCCCGGAAGAGUCAGUGGAUGCAGAAGCUCAACAGUUUUAUGCCGUGUAUGCAUUUCAAGCCCGCUGUGACCAGGAGCUGACUUUGCAGGAGUACCAGCAUGUCAAUAUCCUCCAGUUUUGUGACCUGGGAGGCAAUAAAGAGUGGUGGUUAGCAGAGGCUAAUGGACAAAAAGGAUAUGUGCCUGCAAACUACCUUGGCAGAAUGUCCUAUGCAUAAACAGGCUGUCUUUGAUGUUGUUUAGAUUUUUUUUAAGGAAAAAAAAUCAAAAACAAAAAAUAAUUAUUUAUCCCUUUAACUUGAUUUAGAAGAGAUAACCUAAGAACAGCUGAAAUUGAGUUUAUUUUUUCAACAGGUAAAUUUUAACUUGAUACCUACAGUGUUGUUUUUACAGAAACUUGGCAACCAAUAUAAACUCUUUUAGAACCUCAGAGUGUCUGGAAAAUAAAGCAAAUGCUAUAGUUUUAAAUGUUUCCCCAAUCAUUCUUAAUAUACCGUAUGAUGUCAUUCAAACCACAUUCAGGAAAAACACCAUCUUUGUUUUUCCUUUUAUCAUUUCAUGAGCUAAAUGCUUCAGUGGGUGGGUCUGAACUGAAAACAGACCAGUUCACCAUCGGGACUCGUACCAAUGCAGCUGUGCUGCAGUUUGACAUCGUGCUGAAACAAGAAAGACUUUCCCUGACAGAUGGCAGCACAUAUUGCUCUAAAACCUCUAUGUUAUCCUGAAUUAUGGAGCCUAAUGAAAUCUUAAAAUACCCCUAAUUCUUAGAAAUUUACAUGAAGAAAAAUUUGAAACAUUCUUAAAUAUUCAAAUUGGGUAUAGAGGUUAACAGAUGUAGCCUCUGUUUUUUUUUUCUUUUAAAAACAACCAAUCAAGUUACCCCCUUAAUGCUAAUGAAUUUAAUUAGUUGACAAGUGCUCCACCAAG